AGGCGACCACCUCUUGAGGAUCAACUAUCCCGGGAAAAAACACCGUGAGAUAAAAAAAAAACAGAUCUGCCUAUGAGUGAGGAACUCAAGCGAGACUACGAGAUCGGCGAGGAGAUUGGCCGCGGCCGCUUCGGCGUCGUCCACCGCUGCGCCUCCCGCUCCACGGGCGACCUCUACGCCGUCAAGUCGGUGGACCGGUCGCGCCUCUCCGACGACCUGGACCGCGGGCUCGCCGAGCUGGAGCCCAAGCUGGCGCAGCUCGCCGCCGCGGGGAACCCCGGCGUCGUGCAGGUGCACGCGGUCUACGAGGACGAGUCGUGGACGCACAUGGUCAUGGACCUCUGCGAGGGCCCGGACCUCCUCGACUGGGUCCGCCUCCGCCAGGGCGCGCCCGUGCCGGAGCCCGAGGCGGCCGCCGUGGCCCUGCAGAUCGCCGAGGCGCUCGCCAUCUGCCACCGCCGCGGGGUCGCGCAUCGCGACGUCAAGCCGGACAAUGUCCUCCUCGACUCCGGCUACGAAGGGGGGUCGCCCGCGCCCCUGCGCGCGCGGCUCGCGGACUUCGGGUCCGCGGCGUGGGUCGGCGGCGGGGGCAGCGCGCAGGGGCUCGUGGGCACGCCGCACUACGUGGCGCCCGAGGUGGUGGCCGGGGGCGAGUACGGGGAGAAGGCGGACGUGUGGAGCGCCGGGGUCGUCCUGUACGUGCUCCUCAGCGGCGGCGCGCUGCCCUUCAGCGGCGAGACGGCGUCCGACGUCUUCGCGGCCGUGCUGCGGGGCGGCCCGAGGUUCUCGCCGAGGCUGUUCGCCGGGGUGUCGCCGCUGGCCAAGGACCUCAUGAGGCGGAUGAUGUGCCGCGACGUCUCCAGAAGGUUCUCCGCCGAGCAAGUCCUCGGGCAUCCGUGGAUCUUGAACGGAGGAGGAGCCCGAGAGGCGGUGCAGCCAACCUGAAGAGUCCAUAUCAGGCCGUGUCGACUGUUCCGUGUAGAUGAUGUUCUUGUCUAGAAGCCUUUGUAUAUUCGCGAGUGUGCGAAGCAGUAGAGUGUGUCGACUGUCGAGUACUACCAUUGUAUUAAUCCAGGAGUGCCGAAGAAGAGAUCUUUAGGAGCGUGGGAGGUUGUUUCUCUAUGCUUUUUUAGCUGCCCUGGGACCUUGGUUAGAGAACGCUCUUGCCUGUUCGGUUUCUAUGUGAUGUGGAUGUAGGAUGCUGAUGUACAUACUAACCCUGUAUAAAACCUGAAUAAAAUGAUCUUUCUCCAGAUUUUUCUCUA
Brachypodium distachyon (stiff brome) is the source of this 1265-nucleotide messenger RNA. RefSeq names its product phosphoenolpyruvate carboxylase kinase 2. The record is from RefSeq and is a predicted model, not a curated record. The transcript is spliced from 2 exons. Gene Ontology annotation, molecular function: calcium/calmodulin-dependent protein kinase activity; calmodulin binding; calcium-dependent protein serine/threonine kinase activity. Gene Ontology annotation, cellular component: cytoplasm; nucleus. Gene Ontology annotation, biological process: intracellular signal transduction; protein autophosphorylation; peptidyl-serine phosphorylation. NCBI's taxonomy places the organism in Eukaryota, Viridiplantae, Streptophyta, Magnoliopsida, Poales, Poaceae. Bases 73 to 945 code for a protein of 290 amino acids.